Messenger RNA from Mytilus trossulus (common blue mussel), 1661 nucleotides. RefSeq names its product E3 ubiquitin-protein ligase TRIM45-like. Gene Ontology annotation, molecular function: zinc ion binding; ubiquitin protein ligase activity. The record is from RefSeq and is a predicted model, not a curated record. The transcript has 6 exons. The coding region runs from base 201 to 1367 and encodes 388 amino acids. NCBI's taxonomy places the organism in Eukaryota, Metazoa, Mollusca, Bivalvia, Mytilida, Mytilidae.
UCGAAAUUUAAAAACUCUUUGUUCACUUGUGUCUUUGUUUCAAAACUUGCACAAUUACUGUUCCGAAUCUUCUAGAUAGAUGAAAUAACUAUAAUGGUAUAAACCCCAUCUGGAGGUGCUCUUAUUUACAGGAGGCUAAUGCAUAGAAAAAGUUGUACUAGCUAAGCAUUCCUUUCCCCGUACUUUUUUGUCCCCCUUAAAUGGCACAGGUUUCGGCUCAGAAAUGUUCACUGUGUGAUGAACAGAAUGGGGCAUACUAUUGUUAUGAAUGUCAGCAAUCUUUAUGCACAAUAUGUUGCAAAAAGCACGGUAAAAUUCCAUCUUUAAGAGGACACACAGUCGCAGAUAUUAAUACAAUAGAUCUUUCAACUGUCAACAAAAAGUCUCAGUGUACAGAACAUGAGAAAGAGUUCCUGUUCUACUGCGUUCAAUGCGAUGCUUUUAUAUGUAGUCUUUGUGUUACAUCUACACAUAUAACACACCGCUUCUCACAAAUAACCGAAAUUGUAGUAAAGGAAAGAGAAAAGGCAAAAGAAAAUAUUGAAGAAUUAAAAUUGAAAAUUGACGAAAUAGCAAGCCUGCAAGAAAAAAUCAAGACACAUCACUAUGAACAACUCCGUGUAAAGAGCAAACAAUGUAUUGAACACAUUGAAUCUGUCAGCAAAGAUCUUCAGUCCUGUAUAGAAUCAAAGAAAAUUAUCAAAGCAACUGAAGUCCAGGACAAUGAAAAGAAUGAGCAAGAAAAUUUAAAAGCAUUUCUUGACAGCACAGACUCAGUUCAGAAGCAAUACUCACAAAUAUUAUCAGAGCUUGAGAACGUUUUGUUGGAGAGACAUGAUGUGACAUUUUAUUCAAGUUAUAAAUCAAUUGAUCGUGAUAUUCAAAUAUUGGUAAAAAUACCUGAAGAACCCAGUGAGGCACAAAUUCCAUUUUUUGAAGAAAAAUUCUUGUACCAAGAAGUUCUGGAAUAUAUGGAAUCAAAGAUUGGAAACAGCCUAUGUCAAAACUGUUCUGUUCAGAAGAUAAAGAUAGAAGAUUUACAGUCAGAAAACAAACAGUGCCAGGAAACUCUUCAAAGAGCUCUAGAAACCCAAGAAAGGGAACUGAUAAGGUUAUCAGAAGAUAUUAAAGUUCUGAAGCAAGAAAAGCAAACUAUGCAGUCACAGUACAAAGUUUCAGUAUACCAGAAAGAUGCUGAGAAUAAAAAGCUUUCAGAAAUAGUUGAAAAUUUGAAAAAGAAAAGUGACCGAUUGCUACAAUCAACAAAGAGAACAGAAAAUCCUGUAUCCUGCGAUAAAUGUGGAGAUAUAUUACAUUCAGAUCGUGAACUUUCUAUGCAUAAACACUGGAAUUGUAUUUAUCGUUGAAAUCUAGAUUCUAAUACAGAAGACAUUCAUUGAUACAUGAAUUGACUAUAAAACGAUCACCAAUCCAGAACAAUAAUUAAAUACUAUUAUAAUCUUCAAGUGUAAUUAAAAAAUAAAUCAAGCUUUUAAGGUGCCAUCAACUGUCAAUGAAAGCAUGUAAGGUAAUGUUUUGAUGUCAAAAAAACGCAAUGAUACCUGUGUUCAACUGUUUGUUUUAUAUUGCAUUAUUUGUAUGGUGCUUUGAUUCAUAGGAACAAUUGUUAUGUUCAAAUAUAAUAAAGUUCUAUAAAGAUG